Messenger RNA from Tupaia belangeri chinensis (Chinese tree shrew), 2729 nucleotides. It is a transcript of the gene GASK1B, whose product is annotated as golgi associated kinase 1B. The record is from RefSeq and is a predicted model, not a curated record. Gene Ontology annotation, cellular component: Golgi apparatus. The transcript has 4 exons. The annotation marks the transcript as partial. Lineage: Eukaryota; Metazoa; Chordata; Mammalia; Scandentia; Tupaiidae.
CCCGGGCCCUGCGCCGUGCUCAAGCGGCCGCUGGACAUGAGCGAGGUGUUCGCCUUCCACCUGGACCGCAUCCUGGGGCUCAACCGGACGCUGCCGUCGGUGAGCAGGAGGCCCGAGUCCUUCCAAGAUGGGCGCCCGUGCCCUGUUGUCCUCUGGGACGCGUCCUUGUCUCCAGCUAGUCAUGACACCCACUCUUCCGUGGUGCUCACCUGGGGGACCUACCAGCGGCUGCUGAAGCGGAAGUGCUGGCAGAACGGCCGGGUGCCCAGGCCCGAGUGGGGCUGCACCGAGAUCCACCACCACGAGUGGUCCAAGAUGGCGCUCUUCGACUUCCUGCUGCAGAUCUACAACCGCCUGGACGCGAACUGCUGCGGCUUCCGGCCUCGCAAGGAGGACACCUGUGCGCAGGAGGGACGGGGGCCCCGCUGUGAGCACCAGGACUCCGUGCCUCUGGCUCACAUCGUUCAGCGGAAGCACGACCCGAGGCACUUGGUCUUCAUAGACAACAAGGGCUUCUUCGACAGAAGCGAGGAUAACCUGAACUUCAAACUGCUGGAAGGCAUCCGAGAGUUUCCCGAGUCUGCGGUUUCUGUUUUGAAGAGCCAGCACUUACGGCAGAAGCUCCUUCAGUCUCUGUUUCUUGAUAAGGUUUACUGGGAAGGCCAAGGAGGCAGACAAGGGAUUGAGAAGCUCAUUGAUGUCAUUGAGCAGCGAGCUAGGAUCCUCACCACCUACAUCGCCGCGCACGGGGCCCAAGUCCUGCCCAUGAACGAGUAGUGAAGGCUCUCUGGCCAGAGGGCGAGAGAGAUCCGUGCAUUUUUGUUUGUUUCUGUAUCAGGUGCAUCGACCUCAAGGCUUUCGGGGAUGAGACAGUGCAGAUGAAUACAUAAAAAAUGGCUUGACCAAGCAGAGUGAUGGGCCUGAGCCCCAUGUGAGGCUUCGAGAGGUUUGCAAAGCAGCUGCUCAGAAAAUAGCUGUGCUCCCUAACACCUGUGUGCGGGCCUCAGCAUCUCAUUAGGAAGGGCUGCAAGCAUUGUUUCAGCUAGCUUUGUGGGCCCACCCCGUCUGACAGAACAGUGUGAACCACACAUGCCAACUCUCUGACCAUGGCGGCUUGUGCUGUGUGACUGGUCUGCCCCAGUGUUACCGGUAGGGUUCCCGACCUGUCCCAACACGGCCCCUGACUUUGAACAUAAUUGACGGACUUUGUCAUCUCUGAAAGCUAUAAAAACAAUGUGAGAAUGUUUACAAUACAUUCUACUGUCUUGCCCCAGUCUGUCUGUCAGCGCUAAAACACACCCACUUUCCACGUUCUGCUCAGGGCAGCUCCGGGUCAGUGUGAAUCAGAGCGAUGCAGGACACUACAAUGAGGUGGGCUUUAAAGUGCCUACAGGCUCUACUUAGUGCACACGUGUUGAUCAAAACGUCAAAGCAAUAAUGUUAAGUAGAAGAGAACAUGGACCACGCAGUGAGGGCCACUGGCUCUCCCAAUCACAAGGAGUGAGGGCCACUGACUUGCCCAAUCACAAGGAGUGAUCCAUUGGCUUGCUUAGUCACAAGGAGUAAGGGUCAUUGACUUGCCCAAUGAAAAGAGUGAUCCAUUGACUUACCCAAUCACCAGGAGUGAGGGCCAUUAACUUGCCCAAUCACCAGGAAUGAGGGCCAUUGACUUGCCCAAUAACAAGGAGUGAGGGCCAUUGACUUGCCCAAUCACCAGGAGUGAGGGCCAUUGACUUGCUCAGUCACCAGGAGCAAGGGCCAUUGACUUGCUCAGUCACCAGGAGCAAGGGCCAUGGGCUCGCCCAAUCACAAGGAGUGGAAGCCAGUGGAUCCCCAAUUCCAAGGAGAAGGCCAUUGGACCACCUAAUUUUGACCUUCCAGGCUCUUGUUCUCACCUUUCUUCAUGUACCUUGUUUCUUGGGCUUCUCUGGGAAAGCCAGUCCUUGGACCACCCACCCCUUGGGUGGGCCUCCGUCUGGUCCCCUUGCUCAGCCCGCCUUAGCCCUCCCCAGUGUAUGCUCACCUGCUAUUUCUGGGCUUUCUAAGUUCCUUGUUUUCUCCCUCGUAAAUCAUCCUCUCCAUGAAGCAGUGCCUUAGUAAUGUCUAGACCUGCAUUCCCCCUGGAUGCGCCACCACCUGGAGGUGACUCUGGCAAGCAGCCUUCCCUUAUGUUGUCAAGGGGCAUGUUUGCAUUUCAGGGAGCUCUUUAUAGACUUCCCAUCAUGGCCCCCGUUGCAGUGGGAGCGAGGUUGUCCAGGCUGCUGAGGAGUGACUUCCAUACCACGUCUCUGGCUGCUGGUGGCGGGCAGCCCGGCCCUGCCGCACAGUGUCUCCCUUGGUCGAUCUGACACCAGCUGUUCCCAAGUGUGCCGCGUUCCAGGAGCGGUCCCGGAGCCCAGCAGACCUCAGUCACCUUUGCUUUUUUGACAGUGGCCAGUGAAUAGCUCGUGAUGGGUUAUUCUGAGUAUCCAGAGGCCGGGCUUUUAAUGCUCAGUGAUAUUCUUCAGCCCUUGCUUGUUGAAUCAGUGAGACCCCUCAGCACACUGCAGGCGCACACAGAGGACGCCGUGGCGUGGUCCGCACAAGCAUAAUAUGCGUUUAUUUAUAACUCGUAAUGAAUUCAAAGUAUAAUAAUCUGCCUUGGCAGACAUGCGCAAGCCUGCUCUUGUGUGACUUAUUUUCUUUAAGCUGAUGAUAAGAAAAUAAAUAUGUAUUUUAAAAAUCUGUAA